Porites lobata is the source of this 462-nucleotide messenger RNA. The record is from the annotation of a GenBank genome assembly. NCBI's taxonomy places the organism in Eukaryota, Metazoa, Cnidaria, Anthozoa, Scleractinia, Poritidae.
AUCGUUGGCAAGAGAAGGACAAAAUGUCCUUGCUACGCUAUCAGCAGGGCUUGUGACGAUCACUGUUCCUGUUACAGUUGCGGCAACAGUUAUGGAAAGAAAGAAGAAAGUAAAAAGGACUUUCCAUCAAGGAAAAGGAAGAUGGUUUCCAGUCCUCCUUCACUGAAAAGGACUCGAACAUCGAAAGUUCUUGGGGAACAGGGAUUCGAGAUUAACUGGGGGAAAUGGACUAUUGUUGAAGCCUGUCUUCUUGAAACUGUGGAGUCUUUUCUCUGUACCACGAAUGUCCUACCAACCUAUCAAAAUAUAACAAAGUUGUACAAUUUCGUGGCUAACAGCAAUCGUGCAUCUCAUCUCAAGCUUAAUGUAAACCCGAAAACAGAAAAACAAGUAUUGGGAAAACUUAAUUUUAAGCAUUCGAGACACAGUGCCUUAGAAAAUUUAUUUUACGGCUUAUCAUAA